UACUUUCAUAGUCUGUUUCGACCAGUGAAAAAUUAGCAUCUCUCAUGAAUUUCUCAGCGAGUAACGACUACUGCGGGGAUGGCAGAUUCGCCCAACAUUCCGUCAUCAUGCAACACAUUGACAAACUGGAGUUGAGACCAACAGACACGGUACUGGACGUUGGAUGCGGUACUGGGGAAGAAACCAAGUCAAUGGCAGGGAAAGUCAAGAGUGUAACAGGCGUUGACGCUUCAGAGGAAAUGGUAGCGGUGGCCGUUAAGACCAACUCGGCACCAAACGUAACAUACAGUCAAUGGGACGCCCGAGCCGUGGGAGACAACCCGGACUGGCGAGAGGGAUUCGACAAAGUUGUCUGUUUCUUCGUUCUUCACUGGUUUCCCGAGCAGACCCAAGCGCUCCGUAGCAUCUCGGCGUGUCUGAAGCCGGGCGGGCAAGCACUUGUUAUCAUCGACAACCACGAUGACCUCCUCAUUUUCACCCAAAUGACUUCGUUCUUGAAAAGUCACGAGAAGUGGGGUGCUUUUGUGCAGGUACACGUAUAA
Messenger RNA from Patiria miniata (bat star), 542 nucleotides. Its product is annotated as ubiquinone biosynthesis O-methyltransferase-like. NCBI's taxonomy places the organism in Eukaryota, Metazoa, Echinodermata, Asteroidea, Valvatida, Asterinidae. The coding region runs from base 45 to 542 and encodes 165 amino acids. The transcript is spliced from 2 exons. The record is from RefSeq and is a predicted model, not a curated record.